Molecule: messenger RNA, 750 nt
Organism: Pisolithus orientalis
Lineage: Eukaryota; Fungi; Basidiomycota; Agaricomycetes; Boletales; Pisolithaceae
Exons: 3
Source: RefSeq, a predicted model, not a curated record
UAUCAGAAGAAUCAGGAAACAAAUAUCCACUGGCCUUUCUGGAGUCAUGUGGAAUGGAGACUGGGCAAAUAUCUUGCUGAGAACCUCAUGCAGGCUCAAAUCAAUACUUUCCUCAAACUGGAUUGGGUGAGUUCUGAUACACUGGAUGGUCAAAAACCAUCAUUCACAUCAGUGUGCCAGCUCCUUGACUGGAUGGACACCCUGCCAUUGGGGCCAGGGUGGCAAGUAAUGCAACUCGAGGUUGAUGGCUAUGACACAGGGAAGAAGAUCAAUCUUAUUUAUUGUGAUGGACUAGAGGUUGUAGAGAGCCUUUUUGGAAACCUGAUUUUUGCCCAGAAUAUGACUUUCAACCUGCUUUGCAUACAGAGAAAUGGAGAGGAGGAAUAUGGGGAAUGGUUCACAGCACAGGAGGUGACACAUAUCCAGGACACUCUCCCUGACAGUGCAACCCUUGUUCCUGUUAUUGCUGCUUCAGACAAGACACCCAUUACAAGGUACACAGGUGGGCUUGAGAUGUGCCCACUUUUCCUCAUGAUCGCCAAUAUUGAUGCCAAUGUCCAUAUGAAGGCCACAGCACAUGCCUGGCGAUGUGUGGCUUUUGUGCCCAUUGUCAAAUUCGAGGUUCAUUCAGAUUACCAGAUGAUCUUGCAGUCCCAGCUCUGGCACAAAUGUGUUGACAUCAUCACAGAGAAGCUGAAGCAUGCCACCAAUUGCAGAGAGUUCAUGGCCAAUCUGUUUGGUGAUGUCUGA